Molecule: messenger RNA, 13563 nt
Organism: Python bivittatus (Burmese python)
Lineage: Eukaryota; Metazoa; Chordata; Lepidosauria; Squamata; Pythonidae
Source: RefSeq, a predicted model, not a curated record
GUGGCUGACUAAAUACUUUUUUGCCCCACUGUAAUUAAUAAUAUUGCUGCAUCUGUACUCUUAUCUCUUGUAAAUAGUAUUUCCUCUAUCCCAUUAUAACCUUAUCAAAAGUUUGUGUAUUUGUGUAUGUGUUAGUACACAUACACAAAUUUGUUAUUGGACAAAUCGGACAUAUUGGGGCAGAAUCAGAAUCUGCUUACGAAGGAUUAAUGAGUACUUAAGGAAUGCUGUGAAAAUGAUCUAAUAAAGAAUAAGUUCAAAAGAUGAUGGAACUUGAAAACCCUUGCACCAAUUUCAUUGUAUUUUGAUUUUAGGAUUUGCUUUUCUAAUGUCAGAUAUUGGGACACUAACCUCUAUUCUUCUGUGUUCAUACUCAGAAAUUGAGAAAGAGUCGGAAUCAUUCUUGGCUCAUAUGAAAGAGGAUGGGCUCCUUUGUUAGCAUUUGACCUGACUUUGUGGAAAGUCAGAUGCUUUCUGUAGUCAUGCCAUGGAUGUUACUACAACACUUGUGUUCAAAACCUACCAUUCUGGAGAAUUUCGGAAUCUUCCCUUAAUCUCCUGAUCACACCAGUUCAGAAGUUUGGGGAAUGGUCUACAUGUUUUGUUCUUCUUGGAGUGACGGGGGUAUACUACCUUCAGCUCACCCAAAACCACUUCCAGAAAACUACCAGACCACCAAUGAAAUAGCAGGAUCAUUGUGGCCCUAAAGAGAUACAAAAGAUUCCAGAGUUCUCCAAAAUGUUUUGUUUUUGGAACGAUGUUACACUAUCUACAAUACACAUUGUGUACAAUAUCUAUGUACAUAAGCUUGUGUAUGUACAAGCAUGCAGGAAAGCAUGCAAAUUGUGUUUCUAUAUGUAAGUACUUCCUCGUAGAACAGCUGCUCUGGACAUUAUCUUAAAUUAAUGGAAGUAGGAGGAGAGGACACUCAUUUAUCUGCUAUCCAAAUUGAAUACUAACUAGAUGGUGUAUAAAUCACUAGAUUGGUGCAUAAAUCAGGCUGCUAUCUGCAGUGAUAUGCAGAUACAUUAUUUUCAUUAUUUUCUUUUCUUAGCAUCUCAGUGCAGUUGCAUUUAAAUUAUCUUAGCUAUAAAACCUAAGUCUAACUUACUAGGCUUUUUUUAGGAGGAGGUUUGAAAUAGAUCUGAAAUGUGGCACAGCACAUGCUUUGUUCCUUUCAUCAUUUUAUUAUUAUUUAGAUUCAUGCCUCCAGAUGACCCUCUUGGCCGUCAUGGGCCAAGCCUGGAGAAUUUUCUGAGGAAGAAACCUGUUGUACCGGAACAUAAGAAGCAACCCUGUCCAUAUGGGAAGAAAUGCACUUAUGGACACAAAUGCAAAUAUUAUCACCCAGAAAGAGGAAAUCAACCUCAGAGGUCAGUAGCUGAUGAACUUCGUGCCAUGUCUAGGAACACAGCUGCCAAAGCUGCUAGUGAAGGAGGGCUGGUGAAAAGCAACAGUGUUCCUUGUAGUACUAAGACAGAUAGCACUACAGAUCUCAAGCGAACUACUCCAAAGAGGCAAUCAGAUCCUAGUAUAAGGACUCAAGUCUACCAAGACUUGGAAGAAAAGCUCCCCACCAAAAACAAAUUGGGAACCAGGUCUGUACCUUCUUUAGUUAGUAUACCAACUUCUGCUGCUGCAAAACCCCAAAGUACUGCACCUUUAACCAAUGGCCUUCCAUCUGGAGUUCAUUUCCCAGCUCAGGAUCAAAGACCACAGGGGCCGUAUUCACCAGUGAUAAUGACAACCAAAAAUCAUGGAACGCCAAUGCCUUAUGAGCAGUAUCCCAAAUGUGAUUCUCCUGUGGAUGUAGGUUAUUACUCUAUGCUCGGCGCAUAUUCAAACCUAAGUAUCUCUGGUCCACGAAGUCCCGAAAGACGUUUCUCUUUGGACACAGAUUACAGAAUUAGUUCUGUAGCUUCUGAUUGUAGUAGUGAAGGGAGUAUGAGUUGUGGCAGUAGCGACUCCUACAUGGGCUACAAUGAUCGAUCUUACGUGAGUUCUCCUGACCCUCAACUGGAAGAGAAUUUAAAGUGUCAACAUUUGCAUCCCCAUAGCCAUCUGAACUCACAGUCCUUCUUACAGAAUUACCAUGAUACGCUAACCAGAGUGCAAAGUUACAGUCAUGAAGAACCAAAGCAUCAUCCGAAGCCUCCACUUCCAUACAUGGCUGUGCACUUUCAGCAUCCAAACAUGGGAAGCCGUUCCAGUUGUCCUAUUGACUACUCGGCUUCUCAGAGUUCACAGCAUUCAAAAAGCAUGCCUCUGGGAAGAGCUCUUGCAUCCACAAGACUAGACAGUGUAUCAGACUCACGUUUGUAUGAUAAUUCUCCAUUGAGAAAAAGAAAAACAUACUCCGCUCAAGAUGGACUCAGCAGUUGGGAUAGGCCAGGCUAUGGGAUGGAGGCCUAUGGCUAUCGUCAAACUUAUUCCUUACCCAGCAAUCCCACUCAGCCAUGUUACGAGCCCUUUGCCUUCCAAAGCUUACCUGAGCAACCAGAUCAGCCUUGGCAGAUACCUUACUGUGGGAUGCCUCAAGAUCUUCCAAGGUACCAAGACAGUCGAGAGAAAGUCUACAUCAAUCUGUGCAACAUUUUCCCCCCUGACCUGGUGAGGAUUGUAAUGAAAAGGAAUCCUCACAUGGCAGAUGCUCAGCAGCUUGCUGCAGCCAUUUUAGUGGAGAAGUCUCAGCUAGGUUAUUGAUGACAUGAUAUUGACGAUGCAUCUUUAUGGUGUCUAUUAGUUCAGUUUCAGCUGUAUUGCUGAGGGAGGUUUGCUACAAUAGCAUCUGUGAUCUCCUUCUCAGCAAGGAGGUUAUAUAGUAAUCCAUAUAUGUGAAAUACUGUGCCAUGGAACCUGUAUGUAUAACCCCACACACUGGAAAUAACAGGAUUUAUUUUAAAUACUCAGUUUUUUAAGAAAAAGAAAUAUUUCAUGGCUGGAAGGUCUCUCUGGCUUACUAUAUUAUAACUAUGAUUUCUCAGUAAGAAUCUCUAGUGCAUGUGGGUUUUAUAUGCAGCACUUUUUAAUAUUUGUUACAUAUUUAUUAAAUUAUUGGGUGUUUUAUCCUUCAAGUGCAAAACAUUUUUUUUUCAAAACAGCAGAAAACUGAAGAGGGUUUUAUGUGCCCAGCCAAUUUUUUUUCAAGCCAAGCUUAUUAGGAUCUAUUUUUUCAUAAUUAAGUUAUUUAAUUUUAUUGUGUGAUUUUCUUUGUACAUAAUCAUUUUAUUUAUAGAAAACAACAGUCUUUUACAGCACUGAAAUUAUUUUUAAUUAAUGUAUAAGUUACCAGUUUUUACACUGAAAUGGGUAACAAUAUAUUAGUACUUUAUAGUAUGGCACUUUUUAAUUUUUUUGGUUGUGGAUUUAAUUUAAAUUAUUUGUUGAUUACUGUUAAUUUUGGUGUAAGCAGAAGCAAUCAUUAGGAGAGAAACCUGCUUUUAUUAAUUUAUUAUGCAGAUGAAAAAAACUUUUAUGUGCAGGUUCUGAAGAUACUGAGCUUAUCCAGUUCCUGACUGUCACAAAUUUGACUACAAAUAUAUCCGUUUAGGCAGCAGUCUUAUGCAGCCAAUGUACAUUUCCAUUAAUCAGAAAUGGCAUUGAAAAGUGUAUCUCUUGUUCCUUUACUUAAUACACAGGUAUUUCAUAAAGUAACUGUUUUUAAAUGAAACAAAUUGUGUUCUCAAUGCAAUUUUUGUAUAUAAGAUAUUGUGUAUUUUUCAUGCUAUUUAUUGAGAAGGUUUUACAUUGUGUUCAGGAUAUGCAACAUCUUAACUGCACUAUAGUAAUGGUAAUUAUAGAUGAAAACAGCACAUACCUUUUGUGAAAUACUAUAUAUGUCCUCAGAAUUAGUUUGUCUGGCCUGUUGCAUUAUAUAGGCCCAGUUCUUGCCAUGAACAACAUAGUUUUAGAAGUAGACAGUGUCACCUCUUCUAGUAUUAGUAUGGGAGAUUUCUGGUUUUAAGUUUUGGGCUCUUUGAGCUCUUGUAAAAUGUAACUUUACAUAAAUAGAUUUAACAGUAGCUCUCACAGUGCCUAAUGCUGUAGACAUCAUGAUUAUGUAUACUACAUAUACUAGAAUUCCCUUCAGAGCUUCACACUGUGAUGAUUCCCAAGUUUACAUAAUUAUUGCUGAUAACUGGGUGGAUAACUGCAACUUGAAGAUGCUGUAGAACCAGAAAGUACCUACGCUGUUGAUACAAAUUGUAUCUUUAACUAUUAGAACUAUUUUAAUUUAUAGAUCUAACUUUUAAAAAGAACAUUUAAUUGUGUGAAAAUGAUUUUAGACUUUGGGCAACAUUUUAUCUCUUAUUUUUUUAAAAAAAACGAUAAGACUUCAAACCCAAACUUUUUUUUUUCUGUUUGAGUACCCUCUUGACCAUUUCUCUUAAAAUUGAGUAAUAUGAUAUCUAAAAAUAAUGGUAAAAUGCUGCCUAAAAAGAAUGUCCAAGCACCUUUUGAAUACAUUUUUCACUACUUAUGCAACACUGUGUGUUGUAAGAAGUAGGAUGUUGAUACACAGUAAAUGCUCCUGCAAAGCAUUAUGCUUUUAGAGGUAUCCAGUAAUCUGAACCAUGUUCAGCAACUUUAAUUCAGGAAUUGUUCUUCUACACAGUGUUCAGUAUUGUCUAAUCAGACAGGAUAUCACUUCCGUUAGGUUCAUCUGCCUCCCUGAAGAUGGCAUCUUACUUUUUGUCCAAGUAUCCUGAGGAAGAACCUCUUUCUUUAAUCUUUCUUUCUUUUGUCCUCAACUUCCUUGUUCCUUGCCUUUGCAGAAUAUAUUUUAUUGGAGAGAUUGUACAUUUUGCAUGGAUAUGCAGGUCCUCUUUUCUUUGAAAUAGAACUGGCUUGUUCCAGUAGGCUUGUUAUUCAUAGGCUGUUUAUGGCUUGUACUGUAACUUCUAAAUCUUGGUAAGAAAUAUUCAUGCAUCUUUAAAAUAUACCUGGAGUCUUGCUACUAGUGAGGGUGAAAAGCAGAAAUAUGACUUCUGGAAUAGAAGCAUUUCAUAUUUAUUUUCAAUUGAUGUAUAUGGAAUCAUACUUAGGAUUGACUGCAGCAUAUUUACUUGGAAAAAUGGCAUGAUCAUACAUUGUAUACUACAGUGUUAAAUGUGCAGUUGUUGGACACAUGUAAUGCAGGAUUUAAACACAUACUGAAGAGAAAUGUGCUGAAUUACUGAAUUUAAAGUUCAUGGCAGCUCUGCUUUAAUACUUACCUUCAGAGCUGAUAUGGCCUUCUUUAGUUACAAUUAAAAGCAGGUCACGCGCGCACACACACGGCUACAUUGUAUUCCAUUACAAUAACAUAACUGCCUCUACUGUAUACUGUAUUUUACAGAAAGCUCCAGGUUUUGAAUUAAUUAAUUUGCUGCUCUCAUUCUAUCAUUUCUUCAGUGGGAAUGCUUGAUUUGGACUACCUAUAAUUCUGCCAUCUUACAAACAGUUAAAUUUGAUUAAGUUCAUUGGUGAUCCUUUUUGUGCUGCAGGGGUCUUUAAUAAGCUAUUCAAGUGAAGAAUAUUCUUUUAAGUUCCAACAUUAAGAAGAUCACGGAAAAAUUGGUUACCUAUUAUCUGCAUACCUUAUGUUCCCAAUGCGGUUAUGGUCAGGGUGUAGAAGCAAGGAAACUCAUGUUGAAAUCCACUUUUAGCCAUGCAAGACCGCUGGAUAACUUUGGACCAGUCACUCACUCUCAAGUCCAAUCUGCUGAACAGGGUUGCUCUUGCAAGGAAAAAAUUGGAAGCAGAAGUGAAUUGUUCACCUCAUUGAGUUCCUGGAAGAAAGAUGGGAUGUAAAACUAACUGUAAUUACAUUCACCCAAGUGACCUGCUAUUAACAACUUUAAUCCUCCUUUUGUCAUGAUAUACCAGACAUUCAGAGCCUGCUAUUAUUGUUUACCUCCUGAAACUUGGUUCUUCUAAAGUAUAUUUUAGUAGGUUUUCAGAAAUGCUGUGCUGUGCUGGAAGAAAAAAAAUAGUAGUUACAGUAAAUCUGAUCUAUUUUAUAUCAAAGAUUCGAUGAAAUUCAAAAACACGCCCACCCACUGUAUGCAUUUCCGUUAACACAAGUAUUUACAUGAUCUCAAAAAGAGUCUUUUCAAAGGGCAACUUAAAAAAACAUGCAUUUUUGCUGCAUCCAUGCAUAUCAAUUUUGGAUCCAGGCAAUUAUAAUUGUAAAGUUCAAAUGUAAUUUUAGCAGGUAAAAUUUCAGCUCUGAUUGUUCACACAGCAUAUGAACAGUUAUAGAAGUUGGCCAAGACAAAAUGAAAAUAUAGCACUCUUUUAUUAUUUGGCAGUUAGUUGAUGGAUAUCAAUAACUGGAACCAUUUCAGUAUUUGUAAUGUAUGGAUAUCAUAGGAGUUCACAAUGUAUCUUGUGUAAGUACCUACAUUUGUACAAAUUCUUUUUUAAGAUGAUAAACUGAAAUUUUCAGAGGCUUUGUGUGUGUGUCGCAUUAACAUAUUUGAAACCUCUAAUCUUUUUAAAAAUCUUUUAAUAUGUUUUCUUAGAUAUGAGACUCAGCUAUUAUUAUUUUUUGGAAACUAUCACUGUAUUGUUAUAGCUAUCCUUUUAUUGUUAAAUUCCCAGUCAUAUCUAAAGUGAGUUUUUAUGAGAAAAACAUAUAAUUACAGCCACUUCUUUUUGCAGCUGCCAUGAUUUAGAGUGUCAUUUUAAAUCUGAUAAUACUAUGGAAAAUAAAACAUAAUAUUGAUAACUUUGUAGUAUAGAGAAGGGUGUCCUAUUAUUUCUAUUGCCCUGCUUGCAGGAAUAUUUAAUUUCAAUACAGAGGUGUUUGGCUUCCUCUUCCAAUUCUAAAAUACAACAGCAGCAAUUUGCAAAUGGUCCAUUCCUUCAUCACCAGUAUCUCCCCCCUCCCCAGAGUCCUUAGCUACAUACUUAGUUGAAAGAAUGGCAUGAUCUUGCCCAAAAUGGACCAGAUUGUUGAAAUGGAAGUGGGGGCAGUUGGGGCUCUGAAGAAAAGGGGAGGGGAAAAACAGGGAAUUAUUGUGAAAAACCUCAGCAAUAACAAAACCAAGAUGCUUAUCGUGGUUGCUUCUAUUCUCAAUGAGGCUUUACAACAAUUUGGCUAGGCAAAUGCAUAGCUAUUUCAUACUCUUUUAAAGAUAUCUCUAGAAAACUAAACUCUCUCUGUUCUUUUUCCUCAAGCUGUUGAGUUUGGGCUUAAUCAAAUAGAUCCAUUUAAAUCUGUGGGACUGAAGUUAAUAUCUACAGGUGUAGAUUUUAGUGUAUCUGCUUUUCAUUUUAGAAAUAUGAGUAGUUUCUGCAGCAUCCAUGAAUACUCUCCAUCAUGGUACUGUCAGUAAAUCAGCAAUAAAACUGUUAAAUAUUCCAUAGCUUUGGAUGUUGUGUCCAUUAUAUGUUAAGUAUACAUUAAAAUGGAACAUUAUUAAGUAUUGUGAUCUAUGCCUUUUUAUUCUAAUCUCGCUCUGUCCUCUUCUUCCUUUCUCUCCUUCUAUGUAUAGUGUGUGUGUGUGUUUUCAGGCUUUAUUCUUUUAAUAUUUUCCCACAUUUGCCUUCCAGGUUAAUUUGCUUCUCACAACAAAUCCACCUUCUACUUGCUCCUCAGCUAUCCUCUAAGGAGAUACUCAAACCAUUUUGCUUCUCUGCUUCUGUGCUCUGCUGACCUUUUUCUUACCAUUCAUAUCCCAAAUAACUUGUAACACCUACAUCUAAACACAACAUUUUAUUGGAGAAGAUAAGUCUCCAAUAAGUUUUUAAAAUAUUUGGUAGUAUUGUGAAUAUUCUCUAAUAAUAUUGAAAUGUUAUAUGUACAGUUAAUUCAUAUCUGUUGAUCUGUCUUGAUAAAAUAAUACAGAAAAAUAGUUUUGAUAUUUGUGCCUGGGAAAUUUAAUUCUUGAAGCAUAAUCUAGUAAAAUGGAACUUAAAAUAGGGUUGAAGUAUUUUUAUAAAGGGACUUGAACAAUUCUGUUUUCUGACUAUAAAUUUAUUGUAAAGAGUAAAGAUGUUAAUAAGGAUCUUUUUUAAAUACAUUAAUAUAAGAUUAAAUUGGGGGCAGACUGAUAUGCAUUAUCCAGUCAAACUAUAGGUGGUAUUGUAUUUAACCAUUCUAAACAAACCUUGCUUUAAAAGAGCUUUAAAUUGACUUGAAAUUACAGUGAUGGUAAAAUGGUGUACAAUUCUGUAAUUUGUGGAUAUCUACACCUUAUUUCAGUAUAUAUUUCAGCAUAAUUGAAACUGUGAUGAACUCUAUAUGUGCAGAAAUUGUCUGGAGUUUAAAUGAGUACUGCUUAAAUGGUGCUAAUAUUAAAUAGAAAACAGUAAACAGUAUUAAUUGGAUCUUGCUUUUAAAAAAAAAUAAUAAAUAUGCCCAUUAAGCUAGUUAAGAUUUAUUCUAUGUGUGUGAGUUUCAGUUUUGCCCUUGAUGGUAUUGUCUUAAUUAGGAGUCCCAUUGUUGCAUGUUAUCCUACUGCCCAAUUUCCAGAUUAUGUGAAACUUACUUCUUUGCCAUUGAUACCAUUGCCUGGUUACAUGUCCUUUUUCUCUCUGGGCAAAAUGCCAUACCCCAAGAGAAAGCACGUUAAGGGGAGGUCACAGCUGCUGCUGUUUCCACUGUUGGGGAAGGGCAAGGAACCCCUGUAGAAAGCUAGAGAUCCAGAGAUGCCCAAACACGUUAUUUCUAAUUCCAGUACAUAGAGACCAAACCAUUACUUUUAAUGAAGGGGAUAGUUUCAUGUACCCAAAAAAGAUUCAUAUAACUGCCUUCACCUUCACCGCACAGACACUCGUUAAAUAAAUGGGGUAUGCCAUGUAAGCAGGGAUUCGUAUGGACUGUGGAUCCUAUGGUAUACAUUUGCAUCAAAGUUAUUGACGAUGUGGGGACUGCAGCAAAUUUUUAGUGAAUGCCUAAGGGUAUACUAUAAUAAUGAUGAUGAUGAUGAUGAUGAUGUAUCUAAAACUAUGCAAUUGCAUCAUUGACUGUUAGGACUUUUUAAUGAUUCAGCACUCACCAGACUUUUCCAGGUGCAAGCGAAACUUUUUAACAUAGCUUUUAUAAACACUUUUGGAACUCUUUGUAGGAAAGAUAAUCAAAGGAAUAUACAAAACAUCUGGUAAAACAUUCAUCUCCUUUCCAUUGAUUACUUUGUACUUUUUCUGUAAUGGGAUUAUUCACUAGAUUUGGCCUUAUGAAAAAAAAAGCUAAAAGGAUGCAUGAAUUCUGCUUUGGGAUAAAGUUUCUCCUCCUCCUCCUGCCGUAAAAUGCACUGAGAUAAAUGGAUGAUUGAUAUGUUGAUCCUUAUUAUGACAAUAGGGAAGGAAUGUCAAGUUAUUGGGUUACAAAAUGCUGAUAUGUGGAAGAUAGUAACGGGUGACAGUAAAGUGAGUACAUCGCAGACAAAUCACUUUUGAGGUCAUCAACAUGCAUUUACUAACCACACGUGGAACGUAGACACUUGUUUAUCUGGGUGCUUCAAGAGGCGUAAGAUAUUUUCAGGCUAUUCCAGUCAAAUGUUAGUGAAUUUAUAAAGUGAAAGAAUCAGUGAAAGUUCAACUAAGAACAAAUAUUAGAAUUUGUGAAUGUUAGAGUCUUAUUUGUUACAUUUGUAACUGCAGUUUUUAUUGAACAAUUUUCCCUAAGAUUUGAAUCUUUUAAUGAUAUGUUCAAUAUAGAGGUGCAGAGUAACAGCAUACCAUUGCAUGCUAUAACCUAUCUGGUUGUGGCUUGAAACCAACUGUAGUGGAUAGCUGAACCUAUAUGGAAGGCCAAAGGUCUCAAACCUGAUCUCCCGGUAGCCUUUUGGGACUUUGUACGCUGGCUUAUUUUUUGCAUUGGGGUCAUGCCUUGGUAGUACCCAUUGCAACCACCUAUCUUUCAAGGGUGCUUAAUCAGGUGUUCAUCCCAUUACUCUAGUGUGUGAGAGAAAUAGAGUUCUCACACUCAGUGCUGUCUUUCUGUUGAUUAAAACGUAAAAGUGCAAUAAAGUAAUUUCAAUAGUAAUGCUCCUGGCUGUGUAGUAUAGAGGCAUAUGAUUUGAUGAUUCAACCCUUCCUCCCCUCCUUGGGAUUUAGACCAAUCUUACCAGAAAUAAAAAAAAGCAAACUUUAUUUAAAAAGCAAAAAAUACAAAUUUAAUAAGAGGUUUUAUAUUUUAGAUAUUAAAAUGCAGACAUUCAAAGAUGAAUAGAAUACAUUCCUGAGCUGUCCAGAUCAUAGUAAAGUGGUUAUAAAGAAAUUUACAAAAGAAAAUGCAGUGUGUCAGGCAGACCACAAAACGAUGUUCAUUUGCUACAAAUGGCUCAAUAUUUUGCCCUAAAUUAAUACAGGACAACUCUAGAGAAAACUUGGUGUCUUCAUACACAGCCUGAUGGAUGGCUAAAAGACUGGUUACACAAGUUCCUAAAUUGUACAGAAAAAUAACAUUACACUUGCACAAUAAAGAGAAAUAACCUAACAAAAGCUUCUGGCUUGACUUAUUUUUAUUGAAAUAGCAAAAUCUCUAUUCCUCUGCUUCAAGUUUUUUGGUCUUCCCAUUUUUGGGAAAUUCCAUACUUUAAUCAGAGAUUAUGACAUGAUGGUAAAUCCGACUCUAUUUCAGGCUUAGUCCACAACUGCUCUGGAAUCCUGACCCUUGAUUAAAACAACCAAGGGUUUACUGUUUCCAGCAGAGGGAAGGGCUGGGGUAAUUUGUCUCUAUGUGAAGCAGUAUACAUAUAUUUCACUUGUAAGGAUAUAUAUUGACAGUCUGGUAUUAGGAACUGCUGUCCCUUGUGGAAAUGUGAAGCAGCAGGCACAAAGGUUAUAUUUGCAGUAUGAAUUUUGACAAUCCAGGUUAUAUAAUGUUUAUAUUCUUUUGUCUUUAAAUGUAAGAACCUUAGAGAAGCUGAGUUGUAUUAAGCCAAAGGACAUCUGCUCUAGAAUUCUGUUCCUAAUGAUUGAUACCAGAUGUCUUUAUAAGCAGGACCAACACAAGCACAACAGCACCUUCCUGUUCAUGUUCUCCAGCAAUUAGUGUUGAGAGAAACCUGCUUCCAUUGCUGAAGAUAAAAGAACUGCACAUCAUAUUCUACAUAUAAUUGCAUCACAGAUAUCUGCAAAGACACUUUGAUACUAGUACUGUUUUUUCUUUCAGUUCCUUUCCUAACUAUCCCAGAUACAAGCUUUGCCAUUUUCACAGUACACAACCACACUGAUCUGGUUGGCACAUAGUAGUGAGCCAUGUUUUUCUUUUACUUAGACAUGUCUCUAUUCUAUUCUCCAUUUUUUUUAUGAACUGACCAGAGUUGUUGGGAGUCAGGCAGUGUAAACAUUUCAUUAAUAGUGAAUCCAGUGAGCAAUUUAUAAACUAUGGCUUGUUGGGUGCAGACUGCCAAUUACAACUCUUCAGUAAGCCAUGCUUAAGCAGAAUAUGACUUAAUACGAUAUGUGACCCUAGUCACUUUUGAGAGCUUUCUGUCUUUGCCACAUCAUAAACAUAGAUUCCAUCAGUAAGUUCCACACUACCACUUUCUGGUAUGCACUACUUUUCAUUUACUUAUACUGGACUACAUCUGCCAUGUCCAUGCUCUCACUUCUCAGUUUGGAGAGCCCCCCGUCCCCCGUUUAUCAAGAUAAUUCUGAACUGUUAGCAAAAAUGGUGACCUCAUUGCUUACCUUUAAAUCUAGGUUAGUAACAAAGUAUUGACCCCAAUUCCAGAACUGGUACUGUAUUUUCAACAAUGCCAUUCAAACCAUAAAGUCCUUGGAGGAACACUAGUCUACAUCACUCCACUAAGUGAGCUGAUAAUUUAUUCCUACUCGGGAGGGUGGGGGGGUAUUUUACCUCUCUCUUUACUGCAUGAUUGAAAAGAUUGUUCAGAAAUCUUUGAACAUUUUAACAGUUAAGAGUUUGUAGAUAAACCUGUACCAUUCUAUUCACCAUUUUGGUAAUGUAUUUCCCAGUAGGUAUCUCUUAAGUGAACAUCAAUGCUCUCCCUUUUCCUUCAAAGCAUCAAACUUUUGAGAGAAAGAUUGCAAGAAACAUGCAGUAGAUGGUAAGAAUGAGAGUGGGGGAGGAUGGAACAAAUUUAUACCCAUCUACAACUUAAAACAAUUUGUGAAGAUAACUUUUCUCUAAAAAAUAUUUAAUCUUAUCCUGAUGUAUCAUCAUCACUUAAUAUACAUUAUUUAAAAAUGGACAAGCAAAUACUUGAAAUAUCAAGUAUCUGACAUGCCCAGUUUUGCCAGGCUUCAUGCAAAGAAUAUCUGAACCAUCCCAAUUUUUUUCCAGAACUUAUCUACAUUGGUUUAUCUUAUAGGUGAAAUGAAAAGCAAACACUUCAGCUUCGUCUUGAGGAAAUGUCACAUCAAUCAUUUCUAAAACACGCCCUCCAAAUGGUUGGAAAAAUUCAGUUGGAGAACUGAGUGGAGAGUGUUCUAGCAAAAACGUUGCAAAAAACACCUUUUGUUUUGUUUAAAAGAUAGCAAACUUCCAAAUAACAGAAGCACAGAGGCAGGCCUUGGCAGACCUCAGAAUCUUCUGUUGCUCCUUAUUAAGUUUCUAUCCUAAGGGCUGCAAGAGAUCGUACUUUUGUAACCUGCAUAAAGACACAGAAGAAGAAGAAACCAAGCAGAUUUAAUAAACUAGUAAAGAGUCUAGCAUGGUCAUUUAGUUCUGUGAUGGCAAUUAAAUAUAGGGAUUGGCCAUAUUGUACCCUCCAGAUAUUUUAGACUAGAACUCUACAGGCCCAUCAAAUAUGGCCAGUUAUUAGAGUCACUCAAAAUAUCUGGAAGCUCCAGUGGUUUAGAAUAAAGACAGAAGUUGUUGGCCUCAGGGUCCCAUCAGCCUUCACUAAUUGUUAGGGAAUAAUUGUAGAUUAUUAGACCAUUGGUUCCUCCUCCCUCCCCUGCAAAUAUGGUAUUACAGAAUAAGAAAAGAUAUAUUUCACAAGACAUUUGAAAUGAAUUCUCUAUAAUUUGAUGCUAAAAAUGACAGUGGAGGCAUGGUCAUCAUUCCUAAAUUAGAACCAUCUGGAAGUCACAAUGAAAUCAAAAGGGUUUUGGAGCACAAACAUAAGUAUAGUAUAAAUAAGACACAUAUAAUUGCCUUGUCUGGUAUCUCCAGGAAUAGGUGAAGUUUGGGACACUAGGUUCAGUGGUACUGAUGCAUCCUGGCCAUAUCUAGAAUUGGAUAGAAUCCAAGAAUAUAACCAAGUUUCAAGUCUGAGUCUUCAAGGGAAUUGUCCCUUUUUUUUCUGAUCUGCAUUUCAACAGGUUGAACUGAAGUUCGGUUUCAUCUUUAUCAAAUUUUAUGCCAUCAUGAGGCACUGAUCUGAAAUAGCUUCCUUAGAUUUUGCUGGAAGUUUUAUGCCAUCAGCACACUGGUACCAUUGAAUUCCAUACAACUUCUUCCAGCAGUGUCACAUAUAUGUUAAAUAGCAUAAUCAACAGAUCAAGUCAUAAAGGAUAUUAUAGAGAGCUGUCUGGAAUCUGAUCUGAUAACUUCUGUAUGACUGUUCACAAAACAUGGUUCAAUUUAUUAUUUUUUUAUAUUUCACAUUUACAACCCACCACAAUUGUAUACCAACUCUUAGUGACUAACUGAAUUAA